Molecule: messenger RNA, 464 nt
Organism: Ochotona curzoniae (black-lipped pika)
Lineage: Eukaryota; Metazoa; Chordata; Mammalia; Lagomorpha; Ochotonidae
Product: mitochondrial import receptor subunit TOM5 homolog
Exons: 1
Coding region: 103-258 (51 amino acids)
Cellular component (GO): mitochondrial outer membrane translocase complex
Source: RefSeq, a predicted model, not a curated record
UCCGGGUGCGAGGCCCGCGGCUGAGGUGGCGGUUCGAGAGAGCCCAGGGAGAGGUCGCUGCACUGCUGCUACCGCUGCAAAAGCCGGGGACCGAGAGCUGCAAUGUUCCGAAUCGAGGGCCUCGUCUGGAAGCUGGACCCGGAGGAGAUGAAACGCAAGAUGCUCAAGGAUGUCCUCUCCUCUAUACGCAACUUCCUCAUCUACGUGGCCCUGCUGCGAGUCACUCCUUUUAUCUUAAAGAAGUUGGACAGCAUAUGAGGAUGGAGCGUCACACUCAGCUGCAUGGGAUGAACCUGGAUGCAGUUUCUACUCCUCUGCAAGUGAAUAGGCCUGGAAAAGUGCAUGAGGCUCUGACUGAAUGCACAUACAAACUCGGCUUGUUGAACACAAGCCUAGCCCUGGUAACUGACCUUCACAGCUAAACUGUAAAACUCUAGGAAUAAUGAAGAGACUGUGGUCCUGGU